Molecule: messenger RNA, 3274 nt
Organism: Notothenia coriiceps (black rockcod)
Lineage: Eukaryota; Metazoa; Chordata; Actinopteri; Perciformes; Nototheniidae
Product: homer protein homolog 3-like
Exons: 11
Coding region: 602-1594 (330 amino acids)
Biological process (GO): G protein-coupled glutamate receptor signaling pathway
Molecular function (GO): G protein-coupled glutamate receptor binding
Source: RefSeq, a predicted model, not a curated record
AGACUAGAUCCGGUUUGCAGUAUGCACCCAUUCAGGCUCAUUGGCUGCAUGCAGGUUGACACUGUUUCCCUGCCUCCUGCAGCUGUAGCGGUACUCGGAGCCUGUGGAGCCAGCAGGUGGUACUCGACCGUCGGCGGAGUCCCACUGUUGAAUGCGUGCAGCCGGCUUGAAGAAAGCUGUAAAACUACAAAGAAGAGAGAACUGAGCAACACUGAGGAGGGCAGAAACAAAGAGGUUGUUUGUUCUCCAGCGGAAGAUGGACACUCGCAGGAACGCAGUAACUUCAGUCGCCGGGGUAAGCAGCUCUGCCUCAACCGGGUUGUGACUCCUCGGGCUCUGCAGAGGUGAACAGUGGACGCCGGUGGUCAGGACCGGACGGCAGGGACACUUUGCGGGUUACGGCAGGGACACUUUGCGGGCUGCAGCAGGCUGUGUGCGGCGCUUUGCGGUGAAGCAUCCCCCUGGAGAAUAAAGCAUUUUGUAGCUCAGAGUGAAAGAAAGAGCAGACUGGGAGAACAGUGCGGAAUUAUUGUGAGAUAAAACAAAGGCUCGCCAGAGGUCUACACCGAAAUGGGAAAAGAAGCCACAGCCACCUUUUAAGAUGUUUCCUCACCACAGAGAAAGGGAGCAGCCAAUCUUCAGUUCCCGGGCUCAUGUUUUCCAGAUCGACCCCGCCACAAAGAGGAACUGGAUCCCCGCCAGCAAACAUGCCGUCACUGUGUCUUUCUUCUAUGAUGCCAACCGUAACGUCUACCGCAUCAUCAGCGUGGGCGGGACCAAGGCGAUCAUCAACUGCUCGGUCACACCCAGCAUGACGUUUACCAAGACGUCCCAGAAGUUCGGUCAGUGGGCGGACAGCAGGGCCAACACUGUGUACGGACUGGGGUUCGCUACAGAGCAACAGCUGCACCAGUUCUCCGAAAAGUUUAAGGAGGUGAAAGAUGCAGCUCGUCUGGCAAGAGAGAAGUCGCAGGACAAAGAACUGGCCAACACUGCGCUUUCCAUCGCUGCUCCUCAGUUCUCACAGAGACUCGUCUCGGACGAACUCCAGUCUCCUCACCGGUCGAUCUGUGAGAUGAACCUGGAUACCGAGCUCUUCACUCUGCAGGACAGCAACACCAAGCUGGUGGCAGCACUGCAUGAGGCUAAUGCUAACGUGGAGCAGUGGAAGAAACAGCUGGCAGCCUAUCAGGAGGAGACAGACAGACUCAGAGAGCAGUUGGCUGAGAUAGAGGCCCAUGGGGGCCACGGCCCCAGCGACCUGCUGAAGGACGAGCUGACCCAGUCCCUGGAGGAGCUGGAGGCCCUGCUGAAGGCCAAGGAUGAGGAAAUCCACAUUUUGCAAAACAAGAAAGUGGAGUACCACGACAUGGAGCACGACAGGGACGAGGCCAUUCACAGAUUACGGGAGACGGAGAUGCGUAAUGCAGAGAUGGAGCGCCGCAUCCAGAACACAGAGCAGACGCUGAGUAACUCUCUGGAGGAGCGGGAUCGCAUGGAGUCUGAAAUCCAGAGGGCCAUCGAAAUUCUGGACAUCAAGAUCUUUGACCUCAAUGACCUUCGCCAGAGCCUGGUCAAACUCAUCGACAAAUAAGAGGGGAGAAAACCCAACCCAAGAAAAAGGAACAGAUGACAGGGGUAAAUGUGUCGUGACCAAUGCAGCAGGGAGGAAACUAAACAAGAUGGAGCCGUCCCUCUUCAACAGGAGCAGCUCCUCGGCUGCAGGGUGGCAGCGUACACACGGUUUGCUUGUCCAAUGUAAUGUAACGCUUCAUGUUGCUUUCAAGAGUCACAUUCAAUGCAAUAAAACCACUUUAAGGUAAGUGCUUAACGCCGCUAGACAUUUAUUACAAAAAAUGGGUGCUUGUAAUUUUUCACAAGUAUGACUUUCGUACAAGUGGCGAUGCAGUGUUAUUAUAAAUAAGAGGCCUUGGUUAUUUUUUCCACUGACAGGGUAUAUUUAAACGUCUUUACAACAAAUGAAUUCCACUAAGUGAAUAAAAGGGAACAAGACUACAUUACUAUUAAAAGGUUUGCCUGCAUAUAUUAUAAUAAUAAUAAAUACAUGUGUGUAUGGUCUCGUUUAAAAUAGCAGCUUUAAUGUUGUUUUAAGUGAAAGCUGAGUGGUUCUAUAUAAGAGCUUUCCCUGCAACAAUAAGCAAUGACAUCUUUUUUAAGGUCAGAAAUAAAAGUAUGCUCAUAGUGUUUAAUAUUCUGGUAAGGCAUGGAAGCACAACUUCGGAUCUGGAUAUGGACACCAAAGAUCAAAUGUGUAGAGCAUCGAUAAGGUCUUUCAACAGUCGUCCGUUAUCACAUCAUCAUUUAAACUCGUAAGAAACCUUUAACUUUAAGUACGAUACGUAUUUACACUUACGAUAAAUAAGAUUUUUCCACAUGAUUUAAAUCAAUUAUGAUAUUAGGUAAACACACAAAAUAAGUAAUUGCUUUGUAAUAAUAAGUUUAACUAGUCCUGUUUAAAUAAUCGUCCUGUGCAACAAACUACUGACUUAGUAACUUAUUAACGAUAGACACACUGAGACAUUUUCUGCCUUCUCUCAUUUCUCAGCACAUUACUUAGCUGUGGACAACAUGUCACACACUUUGAGUGUGGCUGUACUGUGUUAAAAGUGUAUUUAUUAAAAAACACAAUGUCUACUUCACGGAGUGUUUUAUCACAAAGACUGUAUUGUUUAACAUUGUCCAGAAUGCUAUGUUUGUAUUAUUGUUUUCGAGCCUUAUUGUUCGCAUUACAAUCGAUAUCGAUAUUAAUGCCAGCUGUGUCUCAAACUUUUGAGCUGAUGAGGAUGGUUUGGAAAUAAAAACAAAGAAUGCAGUCAUCCGGUCAUAUUAUUGUGCUGUGUGUUAUGUUAAAGGCCAUUUAGUUAAAUGAUGAUAAUUAACCUUAGCUGAUUCAUUUGGAUGAAUUUUGCAUUUGAUUUGACACAAUCACAAAAAACUGAAAAAUCUUCUGUGACUAAGUAAAAAACCAAUCCAUUAAUCAAUAUCGCUUGUCAACAUAUUUUAUUGACAAUAUCCAGUCCCACCUUUUAUUUCAGCUUCUUUUUGGGUCUGACUUCAUACAGUAAGUGUCCUGAGGGUUUACGGCACAUGGACGUAAACGAGCGGAGCACCUGAGAAUGAGAGGAAAAAACUGUAAGAUCAAAAAAAACAUCACCAUCCUGUCACUCUCAGGACAGGAUGAAUCCUGGGGAAAAGUGUUGUAAGGGGUUUCCCGACAUGUCGUUGCAGUACAUUAAAGGGUGUUUCAUGUUGU